AUGCUUCCCGCCGUCGUCGCGGCGCUCCUCCUAGUGGCAGCGGCCGCCUCCCCGGCCGCCGCACUCUACUCCGCCGGCUCCCCCGUCCUCCAGCUCAACCCCAACAACUUCAAAUCGAAGGUGCUGAACUCGAACGGCGUGGUGCUGGUUGAGUUCUUCGCGCCGUGGUGCGGGCACUGCAAGCAGCUGGCGCCCGCCUGGGAAAAGGCUGCCGGCGUGCUCAAGGGCGUCGCCACGGUCGCAGCGCUCGAUGCCGAUGCGCACCAGGCGCUCGCGCAGGAAUAUGGAAUCAAGGGAUUUCCCACUAUUAAGGUGUUUUCCCCUGGUAAACCUCCAGUCGAUUAUCAAGGAGCAAGAGAUGUAAAGCCAAUCGUAGAGUUUGCUCUGUCACAGGUCAAGUCCCUUCUUAGAGAAAGGUUGAGUGGUAAGGCAUCAGCAGGGUCAAAUGGCAAGACAUCUGGAGGUUCAAGUGAGAAAAGUGAACCAAGUGCAUCAGUAGAAUUAAAUUCACAUAACUUCGAUGAACUCGUUGUCAAAAGCAAGGACCUUUGGAUUGUGGAAUUCUUUGCGCCAUGGUGUGGGCACUGCAAGAAAUUGGCACCUGAAUGGAAAAAGGCUGCAAAGAACUUGAAGGGCCAAGUGAAGCUAGGCCAUGUUGAUUGUGAUGCUGAAAAGUCCUUGAUGAGCAAGUACAAGGUGGAAGGUUUUCCAACUAUUUUGGUAUUUGGUGCUGAUAAGGAGAGCCCAUUCCCCUACCAGGGGGCUAGAGUUGCAUCUGCCAUUGAGUCCUUUGCAUUGGAGCAGUUGGAAGCCAACUCUGGCCCAGCUGAAGUUUCUGAGUUGACUGGCCCGGAUGUCAUGGAAGAGAAGUGCGCUUCUGCUGCCAUUUGUUUUGUAUCAUUCCUUCCAGACAUUCUUGAUUCAAAGGCAGAAGGAAGAAACAAGUACCUUGAGCUUCUGCUCUCUGUUGCUGAGAAGUUUAAAAAGAGUCCAUACAGUUUUGUCUGGACAGCUGCUGGCAAGCAAGGUAAUCUUGAGAACCAGGUUGGAGUGGGCGGCUACGGCUAUCCCGCCAUGGUAGCUCUCAACGUGAAGAAAGGUGCAUACGCACCACUCCGUAGUGCCUUCCAGCGCGACGAAAUCAUCGAGUUUGUGAAGGAAGCAGGGCGUGGUGGAAAGGGAAAUCUUCCUCUGAACGAUGCACCUACAGUAGUCACGUCCGAGCCGUGGGACGGCAAAGAUGGAGAGGUCAUUGAAGAGGAUGAAUUCUCCCUUGACGAGCUCAUGGGCGACAGCUCCUCAGUAAACGAUGAGUUGUGA
Messenger RNA from Miscanthus lutarioriparius, 1320 nucleotides. Lineage: Eukaryota; Viridiplantae; Streptophyta; Magnoliopsida; Poales; Poaceae. The record is from the annotation of a GenBank genome assembly.